UUUCCUACACACGGCAGGCCGGGGCAGCUUAGAAGCGACUCAUUGUUUUGUAAUUGUCCCAAUGGCCUUCUGUCCUCGCUGGUGUGCCGGUACAGCUGCGAGACGAGUCUAGAGCUAGAUGUUGAGAGCCUCGCACACACACACACACUCUCUCUCUCUCUCUCUCUCUCUCUCUCUCUCUCUCUCUCUCUCUCUCACACACACACUUUGACACACUCCGUUCGGACGGGACACUAAGGAAGUGUGUUAGCAGCAUGAAGGAGAAACAGGCAACAGCUGGAAUAACUUUCUAGAAAGUGUAGAGGAGGCAUGGAUCUCUCACCAGAGUAGGAGACAAAAAACUACUUUCAAGCACAUGACAUGGACCAGUCCCACAGCGCCCCCUUCAGCUCAGAGAAUGAGGCUCAGGGAGGCGACUCGGCUGCAUGGCAGUGUACCCCUCCCCCAUCUACCUCACCUUCAGGGGAGACGCCGGCCCACCCUCCUCCCUCCCAGCCCGCUUCUAGACCCCGAUCCAGGUCGGCCAGCCAAAGCCCCUCCCCUCCCUCUGCCCUGAUGGGACCCAAGAAGAGAAGCUCCAAACCGGCACACAUGAGACGCAACAUCAGGAAGUUACUGAGGGAGCAUCAGUUAGAGGCCGUGACCAAAGCCGCCCAGCAGGAUGAGCUGGAGAGGAGGCGACGUCUGGAGCAGCAGAGCAAACAGGAUUUCCCCGUACCACUGCUGCCUGAAUACACAACUGGCGAUGUGACAAAGCACGUGUCAUCGUCGUCAGCAUCGACGGCAUCGCAGCAAGAAGUGAAGUCGGUCAGGCAGGGAGUGAUCUGCCUGGACUCCAGCAGCACUGGCGUCAGCGAGGAUGACAGCAAGACUAAUGUGCCCACCUCCGCCACCACAGAGAGCACACACAAAACAGAUGUGAUCGAUCUGAGCUCAGGCGAGGAUGACGCCAUCGUCCACGUCAGCAGCGAAUCGGCCAUCGAGGAAGAAGAGAGCGAGCCGAGCGGCGCGCACGCUAAUGACGUCCUCAACCGACCAGACACCCAGGGCAGGGUGCUGGUCAACGUGAACCAUCCAUCUACAGAGAAGGACAUUUUCUUGUUGCCUCAGCUGGCGCAAGCAGUCAAACCUCACCAGAUCGGUGGAAUCCGCUUCCUGUAUGACAACCUGGUGGAGUCCGUGGAGCGGUUCAGCAGCAGCAACGGAUUCGGCUGCAUCCUCGCUCACAGCAUGGGCUUGGGCAAAACGCUGCAGGUCAUCUCCUUCAUCGACGUCCUGUUCAGGAACACCCAGGCUCACACCGUGCUCGCCAUUGUACCUGUGAACACGCUGCAGAACUGGCUGUCAGAGUUCAACACGUGGGUCCCGCCCCUGGAGGCGAUAUCUCCAGAUACCGACCCAGGACUGCUGACGCCUCGUGCCUUCAAGGUUCACAUUCUCAACGAUGAACACAAGAACACAACGACCAGGGCCAAGGUGGUGGAGGACUGGGCACGGGACGGAGGGGUGCUGCUGAUGGGCUACGAGAUGUACCGCCUCCUGUCGCUGAAAAAGAGCUUUGUUGCGGGGAGGAAGAAGAAGAGCAAAAAAACAACGGGACCUGUGGUUAUCGACCUGGAUGAAGAGGACAGGCAGCAGGAACUGCUCAAAGGUAUCGAGCGAGCCUUGGCCCGGCCUGGUCCAGACGUGGUGAUCUGUGACGAAGGCCAUCGCAUCAAGAACUGCCACGCCAGCACGUCACAGGCUCUGAAGAACAUCCGAACCCGUCGCCGUGUGGUCCUGACCGGCUAUCCGCUACAGAACAACCUGAUUGAGUACUGGUGCAUGGUUGACUUUGUACGACCAGACUUCCUAGGUACGCGGCAGGAGUUCAGCAACAUGUUUGAGCGUCCCAUUCUGAACGGGCAGUGUGUGGACAGCACGCCUCAGGACGUCCAGCUGAUGAGGUACAGGAGCCACGUCCUGCACAGCCUGCUGGAGGGCUUCGUACAGAGACGAGGUCAUGACGUCCUGAAGGACCAGCUGCCCUCUAAAGAGGAACAUGUGAUCUUGGUGCGUCUGUCUCCGCUGCAGAGGGCGCUCUACACAGAGUUCAUGAACCGCUUCAGAGAGGCAGGGAACACCGGCUGGCUCAGCCUCAACCCACUGAAGGCUUUCUGUGUCUGCUGCAAGAUUUGGAACCAUCCAGACGUGCUGUACGAGGCCUUACAGAAGGAAAACAUGGCCAGUGACCAAGACUUAGACCUUGAUGACAUCACCUCCACAGGCCCCGCCCGAUGUCCAACCGCACCCAAUCAAAAGUCCAAGCCCCUGGAGAACCCUAACCCCAUUGGUGGACUGAGCCUCAACCAGCUGCAGGAGAAAGCCAACCAGGUCAUCACUUAUGAAUGGGCAAAGGAUAUCAUGUAUGACUACAAGCCCGGCAUGCUGGAGAACUCUGCCAAAAUGGUGCUGCUGUUCCAUCUGAUAGAGGAGAGCGUCAGGAACGGAGAUAAAAUCCUCGUUUUCAGUCAGAGUCUGUCUACCCUGACAGUUAUUGAGGAUUUCCUGGCUAAGAGACCUGUGCCUCCCUCACCCAACACAGCCAGCAGAGACAGACCCAACCAGAACUGGGUCCGCAACCUCAACUACUACAGAUUGGAUGGAAGUACAACAGCCUCAGAGAGAGAGAGACUGAUCAACCAGUUCAAUGAUCCGUCCAACACCUCAGCGUGGGUCUUUCUGUUGUCAACCAGGGCUGGCUGUCUGGGUGUAAACCUGAUUGGAGCGAACCGUGUGGUGGUGUUUGACGCCUCCUGGAACCCGUGCCAUGAUGCCCAGGCUGUGUGCCGCGUGUACCGCUACGGUCAAAGGAAGCCUUGUCACAUCUACCGGCUGGUGUGCGACUUCACGCUGGAGAAGAAGAUCUAUGACCGGCAGAUCUCCAAACAGGGCAUGUCAGACCGGGUGGUGGACGACCUGAACCCUGUGCUGACCUUCACCAGGAGGGAAGUGGAGUCCCUUCUUCACUUUGUAGAGGAGGAGCCGGACCCCUCUCAGGUCCAGCUGCAGCCCCAGGACAGCUUGGAGAGUGUCCUCAUGAGGGCUCUGCACCUUUAUCCUCACCUGAUUACUAAGCAACCAUUCCCCCACGAGUCCCUGCUGAUAGACCGCAGGGAGCUGAAGCUGAGCAAGGCUGAAAAGAAGGCAGCAAAGAAAGGUUACGAAGAGGAGAAGAGGGCAUCUGUGCCAUACACCCGCCCUUCCUACGCUCACUACUACCCUGCCAGUGAUCAGAGCCUCACUAACAUCCCUGCCUUCAGUCAGAGAAACUGGCGUCCUCCUCCUCGCACUGAAGAGAAACCAGUGGCCAGUGUCCGGCCAGUCCAGUCAACUCCAGUUCCCAUGAUGCCCCGCCAGGCGUCUGCAGGCUCUGCACCAGGCAACGACUCAUCAGGAUCCAGCCUCGGAGGUUUUCCCGUCAACUGCCUGCAGAAAGCCGGGGUUUUUGUACAAAGGAUCGUCACCACUACUGACAUAGUGAUUCCAGGUACCCACAGCUCAACAGAUGUACAGGCCAGGAUCACUGCUGGAGAGAGCAUCCACAUCAUCAGGGGCACCAAAGGGACUUACAUCAGGUCAUCUGAUGGUCGCAUCUUUGCCAUCAGAGCAGCUAAUAAGGCCAAGACUGCAGAGGAAAGUACUACAGCACCACCCAAAGACUCCCAGGCCCUACCAGAGGAAGUGUCAACCAAUGGCAGCAACGGUUGCCUGUCACCUGACAGGAAGCAGCAGGUACCCUCCAAGCCUGUGCCCCGCCCUCUCUCACCGGACAGCCCGGAGAUAAUCAGCGAGCUGCAGCGCUACACGGGUGGCACAGGAGCUGGCACCACCGCUGGCUCUGGAGCUCAGCCAGAGAGCAACAUGAACAACCUGCCAAACGCCAAACUGGCUCAGACAAAUGGCAGCAGUGGGAGCAGUUUUGCCAGUGGAAAUAUGAGCCACCAUGAUGCCUCUGUGACAAACGUGAUCCAGCCCAACAUGGACGCCACUGCAGCCCAGGACCUGAGAACAGGCUCCAAGCGUAAAGCCUCCACCCCGUCUCUGGAGGAGCGGCCCAGUAAGCAGUCCUCUGCGGACAAACACUCCUCAGCCCCUCUGGCCACUCAAGGCUUCCCCUUCACCGGGGCCUACGGUCUCCCCCCUCUGGGUCUCAACCCCGCCAUGUUAGGUGGGUCACUGGGGCACCCACUCUUCAUGGGGGCAGGCUCGCCUUACUUCCAGCCCCCCCACACUCAACUUGGUGACCCCAGUUACAUGUACCCAGAUCUGUUUGGCUUCAGCGGGGCCAGCGCAGUCCCCACUUCCUCAUCCUCCUCCUGCUCGACGACAACCACUGCAGCUGCCGUCUCAUCUUCCUCAUCAUCUUCUGCAUCGGUCAAAGCUGCCAGUUCAGUUCCAGGAGCCCUGCCGCCAUUCAUGCUGAGCCCCAGCAUGGUGGGCAUGGCUGGGAUGCUCCCACCAGGCUUCCCUUUGUCUUACAGUCAGUCUCUGGCUAGCCUCUACACUGGGUCCAUGCUCCCGGGCGGGCUGCCCGGCCCAGCCGCCACUCCUGGGCCAGCUGGAGCCAGCUUUCUCUCCCAGUACCCUCCCACUGCUGCCUCCGGUUCCUCCUCAUCUUCUCCUUCCUCUUUUUCCCCGUCAGCACGGUCUGAGGGCCACCGGGGCCCGGUGCUGAUGAACGGCGGGAAUGUCAGCAGCGCCAGCAGCUCGGAUGAUGACGAUGUAAUUGAGGUGAGGGGACAGUGACAGACAAAUGAUGUGUUUGUUUGAGCGAGCUUGAUUCAAUUUAAAAGUCAUCAAAAUAGGAUGACAUCCUGUUUGCCGGGAGGAAGGCAUCAAAGGGCCUGUGCCCGAGGCCGUGAGGGAAAUGGACAAAAAAAAUGAAAGACAGUUGAUGUAAUGACAACUGAGCCCCUGCUAAAGUGUUUCCUCUGUUCGUCUCCACUGCCUUGGAGAAACAGUCUGAAAGGGGAUUGAACGCAGACUGAACACAGAGCGACAAAUCUUAAUGCUGAAUAUCAGAAGAUUAAACCCAAGGAAGAAUAAAAGCUCCAGAGGGAAGAAGAAGAAGAAGAAGAAGAAGAAAAUGAAGAUCAAAGGACUUCGGGCUUCCAAGUUUUUGUCCAAUACUGGCAUUGAAAUACUAAUCACUGGACUUAGAACUGCUGAGUGUGGGCCUGCAGUGACCACAAAUGGCCACUAGUUGUAGUGUUGACUUUAGAGAUUCUAGUUCUGCAGCUUUGCUAAAUGUCAAGACUCUUUUGCUUUUUUCAGCUAAUUAAAAAAACGACAGUAGGGUGGAGUUGCUUACAAAAAAAAAAUGGUUUGAUAAUUAAGUUAGCUGGUAGUAACGUUUGUUAAAUAUCAGUAACUGAAAUGGUAUUGUUUGUCAGUCGUCGAAUAAUGCUACUGAAUAUUUCUUCAAAUGGUAAAAGAUCAACAGAACUUCAUAAAAGCAUUUUGAUUGAACCCAAUAAUUCACUGCCAGGACAGGGGUAUUGUACGUUUUGUUCUUGAAGAAAAAACAACAACAAAGAAGCGAGAUCAUCUUGAAUUAUCAAAGAGGCGUUUGAGGCUUAUCGAGGUUGAGGUUAAAGGCAAUUACUGAAACCUUAAAACUCUAAUGAAAGAAUGUAUGCUUAAUCAAAUGCCUUUAAACCAGGCCUUUUUGAAAAAGACUCCUUCUAUUUAGGCAUCAGACGUGGGAAGAUCUGAUUUUUUUUUUUUUUUUUGGUGCAUUUUAUAUUUAUGUAAUCUCUUUUACUUUUUAAAAGAAAAAGAAAAAAAAUGCCUAAAAACAGCCAGGUGAAAAAGAGAAAAAAAAACUGUGUUCUUGUGAGGUGUCCUCCUCGUAGCGGAGAAACAACCAACAGAAAAUGCCUUUUUGCCUCCAUCUUUCUGAAUGUUAACUGUGAGAGAGGAGAGGUAAAGAGAGACGGGCGGUCACUGCGGCUCUCUGAAUCUCACCCACAGUCUUACUGUAGCCUAGAGAAAAGCGAUGCAAAGCACUCACUCAAGCCUAUAUAUGUAUUCGUACGACCCCCCCCAGAGGAAUUAAUCUCGCAACCCCCAGAGUUUUGGUUACGCUUGUGUCGGUUACUGUGUUCGUGUCUGUGUGUUGUGUUCGCAAGGGUUACAAAAGGAAUCUUUUUAAAAAAAAAAAAAGAAAAGAAAGAAAAAGAAACUCGUGUUACUCGGUUUGGUAACUCGUUCUGACGACAGCACGGAUUCCACCUCUUCUCUGCUGUUUUUAUUCCCCUCUCUCUGUCUCAUCUCAUUUUGUGAACAGAGGUCAUUGUGAAACCAAACUUUUUUUUUUUUUAUGAGAGAUGGUGUAGUUCUGCCAAAAACAAGACAUACACAAGCACAUCAGAGCCCUCUAUCGAAGAGGAUUGUGUCUUAAGAGACCAAAUAAUGUCAACUAUGUAGAGCAGAAUUGAAAAAGCCCACCCCAGCGACACGCUCUCUCUCUACAGCAUCCUCACAGCCACAGUGGAGACGUACAUAUCCAUCUCUCUGUAUGACCUUGCAGGUAACACUGUACACUGAACUGCACUGUAAAAGAGACACAAAUCUGUAUACGUCUGUAGACCGGUUGAAAGCUGGGAAAACUUCAUCACGUGACCAAGUUCCCUUUAGAUCACCCAUCAGUUCUGCUGUUCCGAUCGAUCCCCUCUGAUCACACAAACCGAUCUGCUACGGUCUGCACUGUCCCUGUGUGGAAGAUCUUCUCCUCCAAAAAAAUGGCUGCAGCGAGAGCUUUAAAACCCCACCAGCUCUUUUGUCGAAAAACAUCAUCACGUAAAGACUGAGCAUUUCCUGUUCUUUCUCUUCCAUGUAUUUGUUCUUCAUACUGAAAUUGUUAGUUUACUCAUGUUUUAUUUUUGUCCUCCUCUUUUUACAAUGUUUGAAUUUACCAAAUUUAAUUUAUUUAUGACAGUGCAUAUUUAUUCAUUUUUAUUUUUGUACAAUUUUUUUCUCGGUUUUCCUUUUUUUUUUUUGUUGCUUUUCUUUAUUUUGUUUGUAAGAUGUUUAUGGUCAUAUUACUGUUGUUGUUAUUACAGAUGGAAAAAACGCUUUGGUUUCUUGUGUUUGGUGAUUUUUAUUUUGUUUUUUGUAAAAAAAAAAAUGGUGAUUUGCAAGUCUGACCCAGCACAUGUGAACUUGUGCAGAACUUGCAUGUGGACCAACUGAUGAGUGUGUUACUGUGCACAUUAAGGGUAGCAUCUUUAAGAAGGAUUGAUUAAUCAUCAUAUCCCAUUUGCGAUAACUCUGAUCAGCUCUUGAUUACGAGAAACACCCGAAAAAGGACAUUGGGGAUACACUGAUAUUAACGUGAGCUGUGGUAAAACCUUUUUGUCUCAGACUCCUUCAUCAAAGUAUCCUUCCUGUUCACAAGUUUCUUCACAACUGGGAAACAAAUCUUAAGUAUCUAACCAUAUGAGCCAUUUGUGUGCGUGUAAAUGAAGCUCAUUCACAAGUAAUGGGUCAGAAGUCGAAGCAGUCCAACCACUCAUCCGCUGAAAAGAAAGAAAAUAUAAUAUCGAGUGCUUUUCUUUCCUUUUCUUUCUUGUGGUUCAUUACCAUAUCAUCAGAAGUGUCCAUCUGUGUCAUCCCCACGAUGGCCAAACAAGCGAGUUUCCUCUGUGUUGAACUGUUUUGGGUCGUCAGCCCUGCGUUUGCCGCGCUGACUGACUGCUCUUUUUAUUUCGCAGCUUUCUACUUGAAUUUACAUAUUUAUUUAUACGAGUCGAUUCGGUCGGACGAGCCGAGCCAACUGUCUGAAUUCCAUUUUUAGCCGAGGAGAAGAUUAAAGCUGCUGUCUUUGAGGAUUGGCUCUAGUCAAAGCCUGUUGUGUAGUUUAUCGAUGGAUAAUGUGUAUGACCUUGGAUUACUUUUAGAUCCUUUUUUUUUUUGCUUUUUGAAGUUUGUAAAUAAAAAGAAACAUGUUCCAAAUAAUACUUUUCCUAAUUUCUUUACAUCAGUAGUAGUAGCAGAUGUAGUGCCUAGCCCCCUAUGUCUCUCCCUCACACACACGCACACACACAUAGGCAACCAAGCACAUGCAAAGUUAGCUAACUAAUAUGAACCACUUAUACAGUUUUACAGUCACGUGACCACAUCAUAAUUUACUCUCAAUCACAUCUCUAUACAAUAUAAACAAUUGCAUACUUAUGCCAUUAUAUUGUCUUGAAGUAACAAGAGUUGGCAUGCCUAUUGUCAAUUAAUAGACUUUGAUUAUGCAGAAUCACUUGGGCUCUGUUUAAGGAAGAAAAAAAAAUUACCCAGAUGUCCCAAAAUACUUUCAGUAAACAGCAACUGUACUGUAAGUCUAAUCUCCAUUGGUCAGUUUUAGUAUUUGGUGGUGUGUUUUUCUCUUUCCUUAAGAUAAAUAAUGAAACACUCGUCAGAAUCAGAUAUCAGCUCCAGACAACAUUUUAUUCCGUUAACUGGUUUUUAAAACCACAUUGCAGAUAAGACAUGAAAACCUACUUUGGCAUAGAGUAAUAAUGUUUCACAUUUUCAUCCCUUAAAAAGAUAAAUGAGGACACUACACGGACCAAGUCCUUAUAGGCAAAUUCUCUACUUUAAAUAUAUGAUACCUAUUUUAACAAUGUUGUUGAAAAAGUGUGUGGCAAAGUGAGACAAAUGGUAGAAUGAUUUGCCAACAUUUUAAAAAGAACUUUCUUGGUGUCUUCUGUUCAUUUGCACUCGUACAGGCGAAGUACAUUCAGUGUCAUUGCUUUUGGCAGCAUAUUUUUCUUAUCCUGUUCUAGUGGUAAGAUUGAUGGAAUGUACCACUGAGGGUGAAAUCUAGGUUUGGUUUGUACGACCCACUUUCCACGUCCUACUUGAAUAAAUGGUCAAUCACAUAGUGGAGAUUCUGUGUGUGUGUGUGUGUGUGUGUGUGUGUGUGUGUGAUACCUCCAUACAAGCAGAUGCUCAUUAAUAUAGACGUUUGAGCUGUCAAAUUGAAAUCUUCAAAAUAGAAUUAGGGCAAGAAAUACACAAAUUUGCCUCCUGACCAUUGUGUCAAUCCCCAAAUUCAGGCUUUACCCUGCAGGUUAUUGGAGUGUUUGGCUUGUCGGUGGUGUUGUAUAUUGUUAGCUCCACUCACCAAAAGAGGAUUAAAUAGAUAAAUAUAACAGAUGCAUCCACCUCCAUUUCCAGUGAGAGGUGUAAAAUGCACGAAUGAAAACAAGGAGUAUCUUGCUUCAUUUGAUUAAUGUCAGAGGGUGAUGACUUUGCAGAGACAAACGGCUGAGCUAACACAGCUCACUGGCUAAUUUGUAUGGUUAUUAAAUCGCAGAGCCCGACUACCUGUUUUGAUUUUGUAUGUACACCUGCGCUUUCAUUCGAUUACAUUUGAUCCAUAACUAUUAUGUUCCAGUUUACUGUCCACAGUGACUAUGACUUGCAAAUCCACACCCACUUUCACCAGAGAACUGGAUUUUAAAACAAAAUUGUACUUCCAGAUUAAAUUUAUAAGCCAAAAGGCCACAAUCAGAGAUAAAUCAGUGGUUGUAUAUCUCAGCCUGAAAAGACUUUGUAACUUCAUUUUUAGUGCACAUGGGUCUUAAAGUUAAGUGUAAAGGUGUUGUGUGUGAGUGCUUAAUUUGGUGAAACUGUGCAGCAUGUACCAUAAAGCACACUGAAUAUCAUCACAUUCGUCUCCUGGAUUGUUUUGUUUUUAUUUUCAUAGAUGCCUGUGAUCUUAAGCUUUGUGUUUCUGUAAACUCUGAGUGAAGGUUGCUGUGCAGUCUGUGUCCUUGUUCCAUGUUUCCUUGUUACAGCCUAUUUGUACGUGGUUUGUCUUUUUUUGUAGCCUAAAUGUGAUGUGAGUUCUUAUUUGUCAGAAUAAAAUGAAUGCAUCCGUA
Messenger RNA from Epinephelus moara (kelp grouper), 9920 nucleotides. RefSeq names its product helicase ARIP4-like. NCBI's taxonomy places the organism in Eukaryota, Metazoa, Chordata, Actinopteri, Perciformes, Serranidae. Bases 361 to 4788 code for a protein of 1475 amino acids. The transcript is spliced from 22 exons. Gene Ontology annotation, cellular component: nucleus. The record is from RefSeq and is a predicted model, not a curated record. Gene Ontology annotation, molecular function: ATP hydrolysis activity; ATP-dependent chromatin remodeler activity; ATP binding.